This is a messenger RNA of Aureobasidium subglaciale EXF-2481, 2141 nucleotides long. RefSeq lists its product as uncharacterized. Lineage: Eukaryota; Fungi; Ascomycota; Dothideomycetes; Dothideales; Saccotheciaceae. The transcript has a single exon. The record is from RefSeq and is a predicted model, not a curated record. The coding region runs from base 501 to 2075 and encodes 524 amino acids.
CGGCUGUUGUUGCAAAAGAAUUCAGGCGCUGUUGCUAAAACUGUUGCCAAACCGACGUCGGUGACGCGUGACCGAUUCGCGGCGAACGUCAGCUUGCGAAGCUGUUUUGCACGCACCUCCAUCCUCCUCCACCUACAUACACACUCACUCUGAAUAUCCGUAUCGUCACGCGUUGCACCUCUCUGAUUUGGCCUGUCUUUGCGUGCUGCCAUUUGUACGGUGUCUGUCUGAUUCUUCGACUGGUAUCCGCGAUCUCGUGGUGUCCUACAAGAGUUGUAUGACGGUAUCUGUAUGAUUGGAGGCCCUCCAGCGUCCGAACCUGAGCACUGUCUCGCCACCUCCUCUUGCUUCAAUCUUAAGCGUUCAUCCAAUUAAAUUCCCGAGUCAGGGCUGCUCUCUGUCGACAGAAGCCCGGGUGGGAGGGUCAUCUGACACGUCUUGUGUCGGGGCAUUCUCUUCAAAAUUGAUUUUCAACUUGCAGUACAUAUCCAAAUACAAGCAUGUAUCCAUCUCCGUCAUCUGUCGCGUUUGAGUCUGGGCGUGAGCCUGUGUGGUACCUCAAGGAGCGUGUCGUUCUGACCUGGCAUGAUCAUGAUAACAAUCGAGCGUUGCACCUCGGAGAGCCGUCUCCUCUCAACAAGGACGCAAGCCUGGUACUUUGGCUCGGACUCGAUCAAGCUGACAACCGAGCUGCUGCCAUGUUGCAACUCACAGUCACGCACUACGUGAAAGGAAAGAGAAAGAGAUUCGACCUGUUUUCGAUCCCUACAGGCUUACAGCUUAUCGACGAUGAGCUGCCUAUUCUUGGUCUAGACGAGAUACCUUCCGAUAUCUCUUACAUGUUUGGUAACGUCGAAGGCUGUUCCAAAUCCCGCUUCUUGCGACUAUCGCUAUGCAAGAAUAUCGCAAGUUUAAGUCUGAUGCCCAUCCGCAACUCCACACGAGCUGUGCAAGGAGCAGCAGAACAUGUUAUGCUCUCAGCACAAGCUUUCGCCGAGUCGGCUAGAGGCUUUGAAGUUUACAUGGGCUACAGCACAUACGCACACCAAGCCUUGACGCGAGAGAUGCAUGCUCUCGAGUCCAGAUACACAGUUCCAUCCUUCAACCUCGAAUCCUCAUACAGCCACAACGGUGGUGCUUUCAAUCUCUGGGAUGAUUACCUGGAUACGAAGUCUACUCGCACAGCAACCAACGCCGAUGCCGACCUGGAACAUCGCCACGCCCACAGGAGGAAAAGAGCAAGGCAUCAUCAAGGAGAAACGGGUCCAGACGGAGAUGACCAGUGUUCACAAACCAAGGGUCAGGGACCGCGGACUACAGAGGCCGACGCGCCACCAGCGUACUCCAAAGCAUGCGAACCCGUUCAGGUGCCCGCAAGCGACUGCGCGCCUUCUCCACGUUCAACCAAAUGCAGGGAUGGCGACUCAGUCGUGCCAUUGACACCUCUUGCCCAAGGUUCAUGCACGACCACCAGCUUUCAGUUGGACCCACUCGAUACUCCUGAGUCGCUUCGGCUUGGGCCCCCUUUUUCUCCACGCGUCACCCCCCCACAACGUCCACUACCACUCGACGAUCAACUCAUCCCACUCAUGAACGGUCGCUCAGAUAUUAACAGCACAUUGCACAAGGCUUUUGCGACGUGGCUGCUCAACAUGGGAAAGUUACGUCCGUACAUUCAUGAAGAUCCUGACCUUUAUACAAUGUUAGUAGCCUAUGGGCUCGCAGUGCAGAGGGAAGACAUAACUCGAUUCCCGAACAUCAAGGCGCGAGCCACGUCGCUAGUCUUGAAGGCACACGUUACAUGUAUAGCCGAGCCUCGUGAUUGGGCCAUACCGGCAGAGAAGCUGGUGCAGAAAUUGGUAAGGUGGAUGUGUGGCCUCGUCCUUCAUGCUGACGAAGAGCUGAUUAACGACCUCUUGCUUCUGACACAAAUGGCUAUCGGUCUAACCCGACACGAUGAUCCCUCGGCAGUCGCCCUCGCGAGACGAGAAGAGUACCUGCUUCAAGAAGCCACCUGUGUCGCAAACUUCUUCGUGACUUACGCUCAACCUCUAUCUCGACAUUUGGAAAUAUAGAUAGCGCCUACCACAUAUGAUAGAAAAUACGAUACAAACGUCCAUCCGCGAAUGCAAAGACUCCGC